Messenger RNA from Spizellomyces punctatus DAOM BR117, 1116 nucleotides. RefSeq lists its product as uncharacterized. Gene Ontology annotation, biological process: inositol trisphosphate metabolic process. Gene Ontology annotation, molecular function: inositol-1,3,4-trisphosphate 5-kinase activity; inositol-1,3,4-trisphosphate 6-kinase activity; ATP binding. The transcript is spliced from 8 exons. The record is from RefSeq and is a predicted model, not a curated record. Lineage: Eukaryota; Fungi; Chytridiomycota; Chytridiomycetes; Spizellomycetales; Spizellomycetaceae. Gene Ontology annotation, cellular component: cytoplasm. The coding region runs from base 1 to 1116 and encodes 371 amino acids.
AUGUCGCCCACGAUAGUUCUCGCCUUUACAGAAAACAAGCACACCAAGAGCGGUUGGGCGGGUUUCUCAGAAUACGCAAAGUAUGGCUUGACAGAUCCACAAUUUGGAGUCUUGAGCUACAGUGGUGACCAGUGUGCCUGGCUGAUGGCGCGUUCUUACAGAAUCCAAGGCUACGAUGUCCACAUUCUCAACCUGGACGAAAGCUCUCAUGAUGCUAGUGCAGAUAUUGUAAUUCACAAAUUGACGAAUAUAUUGGAUCGAGCGGAAGAUGGGGACCCAAAGGCAGUCGAACAGGUCCAAAAGUUUGAGUCGUUCGUAGCAAACACACCUGUUCUCGACCCUCUACCGGCAGUACGCCGGCUAUUGAAAAGGGAGCGUACCAUGGUUCUUUUGCAGGACAUCAUCCAAAAAACCCGAAAAGAGAAUGUGACGUUGUUUCAUAUUGCACCUUUUGCGGUUUUGUCCAGGGCGGAACUUUUGUCGCAAAAGUAUGUGAAUCUGGUCAAGUUCCCUGCAGUCAUAAAGCAUGUGACUGCCGCUUCCUCCCAAGCCGCGCAUCAGAUGGCCAUUGUACCAUCUUCUCAACAGUUGAAUACCGCGUUGACGGAAUUAGCCGGACCUCCAGAGAGUCCGUCGGCAGACAAGUGGUUCCUCCAAGAGUGGGUGAACCAUGACGGGGUAAUAUUCAAAGUGUUUGUUGUUGGAGAUCACGUACAUACCGUUGUGCGUCCAUCGUUGCAAAACAUCACAUCGGGCCACGGCAUAUUCCAUUUCGAUUCGCAGAAAAUUCCAAAGUCCUUUGCUGAAGAUUCUGCUUCUCACUCCAAUUCUAAUCUCCCAACCUUUGCGACUAGACUCUCAUCCGAUGCACGAAAAGCAAAGGAACUUGAACUGGAUACAGGCCGUGCACACGAGAUUGCGCGAGUAUUAGCAAAAGAGUUGCAGCUUACCCUGUUUGGAUUCGAUCUGAUUGUCGAAAGUGGAACUGGGCAACACUUUGUAAUCGACAUCAAUUACUGUCCAGGGUAUGACGGCGUUCCAAAUUUCCACGCGAAGGUACUCCAUGUUAUCCAGCAAAAGAUUCAAAAGGACAGCAAGAGCGCACGCAGGGUUUAG